AUGGGAUCCUUGGGCCCUGCAGUGAGCGUGAGCAUGGCCAAGGCCAACGGCGGCACGGCUGCCGUCGGUGGCCAGAAGCAGCAGCAGAAGCAGGAGCGCGGCACGUUCAGCUGCGGCUUCCGGAUACCGCUGCACUACCCGCGGUACAGGAAGGCGGACUACGAGGCGAUGCCGGAAUGGCGCGUCGACUGCCUGCUCCGAGAGUACGGCCUCCCUGUCACCGGCGACGUCGAGGAGAAGAGGAGGUUCGCCAUGGGCGCCUUCCUCUGGCCCGGCCAGCAUUGA
Messenger RNA from Triticum turgidum subsp. durum (durum wheat), 285 nucleotides. The record is from the annotation of a GenBank genome assembly. Lineage: Eukaryota; Viridiplantae; Streptophyta; Magnoliopsida; Poales; Poaceae.